UACUUUUUACUACUUCCUGUUUACAAUUUCAGAAGCCUUCGCAAUUGAAGGUUUCAAUUGUUAAAAUUAUGUUUUCUCUUCGAAUAUCAAAUGUUUUUACUAAGCAUUUAAGCAGAAAUGUACAUUACAUACAGGGCCAGUCGCCAGAACCGAAAAUACGAGAAUAUUUCUAUUUUAUAGAUCAUCAAGGCCAGUUAUUCUUAGAUGAUUCAAAGAUGAAGAAUUUCACGUCAUGUUUUAAAGAAAAGAAAUUCUUGGACUUCUUCUUCAAGAGACUUCGAUUGAAUGAAACUGGGAGAUAUGUGGAAGACUUCCCUUUUUUAUCACCAUGUGGGCGUGAACGGAACUUUAUACGUUGUGAUGACCGACCAAUAGUUUACGUGCAUUUGACAGAUAAUAAAGAAAAGGGUUUGAAGGAUAUUUUGUCAUAUGGAUAUUCAGGGAGUCAAACAUUGAAUGUUAAGUUCGAGCCUAGUAAAAUAUGCAUGUUACCGGAAACCGGUCGUAUAUAUCAUCCUGCCGAUCCGGAUUUAGGCGGAGUUGGACUGAUUAAAUCGAGUAUAGCUAUUUCAAUAAGUAAAUAUUUCGACUUUGAAAAUGGCGAGGAGAAUCCACCUACACAUUUUACGUGGAACGGAGAGAAACAUACUCUUAAUAAUGAUUUGUUGUCAGUUAUUAAUCUAGAUCCUAAAGAGGCGUGCAAAGUUUUAUUUGAAAAAGAAGCAUAAAAUUUAUAUAUACCUUUAAAGAAGACAAGACAAAAGUUGAAUUAGAGAAUCAUAUUCAUGAAUAAUCAUUAAAGAUAAUUAAAUUUUGAUUAAAAAAUGAUCUUCAUUUUGAGAAUAAAAAUGUUCUAUAAAAGUUUUUAUUAAAGUGAGCAUUAAUAAUAUAAAAAUUUAAGACAAAGCAUUCUACCAGUUUUGAAAUGAAUGUCUGCAUCAGAAAUGAGCAGAAUAAUGAUAAAAGUGAAAGAUAUGUGUUAAAUUAUGGUUACUAUAAAAAAUGUAUACAUUGACUUUGUCAAUUUAAUGAGUGCUUGAAAGCUUACUAUGAUAACCUAAUUUUUGAUAAUAUUUUUUGGUGCAAUUUGUUAUCAUUUUCUCAGAGAUGAAUAGCAUCGCAUGUGUGACUAGAAUUAUGUACACUAUGUAACCACAGCCCAGCCACUCCCUGGAAGUAGCAGGGACUUAAACUUUGGAUGGUAAUUAAAGGUCUUGUCUAGCAGAGACAUUAAGAUGUUCAAAUCUCUGCUAAAAUGGAUAUGAUAAUAUGGACAUAUCACAAACCAUUUUGCUGCCAAAACGCAGUCAUUGCCCAGCUGAAGAAAAUAGGAAACUCGGCUCAUAUUACACACUAUCUUCCACACAUCAUCAGGGAAUGGUGGACUGUGAAUUCAUUUGACUACAAUGUAGUGUUGUGCCUAAUCUGAUUAACAAGUCAUAGUUGCUGAUAUGAAAAUGUUUUUCACUUUCACUGUGAUAAUUUAUUUUAUAAAAUGAUUCGGAACAAUUUAUUAAUUUUCUUUGAAAAUAAAAUACCAAUAAAAGUA
Molecule: messenger RNA, 1549 nt
Organism: Ruditapes philippinarum (Manila clam)
Lineage: Eukaryota; Metazoa; Mollusca; Bivalvia; Venerida; Veneridae
Product: UPF0598 protein CG30010-like
Exons: 3
Coding region: 69-728 (219 amino acids)
Source: RefSeq, a predicted model, not a curated record